ACUUGUAUCCGUAAUAAUUUCCCAAACGACAAAAAUUCCGGAAAAUUAAUAGUACUACAUUAACCUAAUAGCAUAUUUUAUUCCUUUCUAAGUACGUAAAGUUUUGUGAACAAGUCUUCCUGUUUUGCUACUUGAGAACUACCAAGAACGUGCACCUCUGAAAAAUUCUGCGAAUGGACACAUUUCCUUCGUUAUUUUUGUAUUCAUUAACUGCACAAAAUAGCAACUAUGUACAAAGCUCUUGUGUUGCUCAGUUGACGGGCAAAAAAGCCCAAGAAAUUGUCAUCGCUACUGGAUCACGAGUUCACGUAUACAGAAUUGAUCCAAAUGAAGGUCGAAUGAAUUUAAUGAUUAGCCAGAACUGUUAUGGUAUCGUAAGAAACAUUGCGCCGUUGCGCUUGACUGGCUUUAAAAAGGACUAUCUCGUACUUACUUCUGACUCUGGGAGAUUUACUAUUUUAGAGUAUGACAUAGGAAAAAAUAAACUAGUUUCCGUUUACCAAGAGGCAUUUGGUAAGUCUGGAAUACGCAGAAUUGUUCCCGGUGAAUAUCUUGCUUUGGAUGCUAAAGGUCGCGCUGCAAUGGUUGCUUCCACAGAAAAAAACAAACUUGUUUACGUGCUGAAUCGGGACUCGGAAGCAAAUUUAACUAUUUCUUCACCUUUAGAAGCACAUAAGGCCGGUACUAUCUGCUUCGAUUUAGUAGGUUUGGAUACUGGUUACGAGAAUCCCAUUUUUGCCGCACUUGAAGUUGAGUACAGUGAUUUGGACCACGAUCCUUUGGGCGAAUUGUAUAAACAUUCAGAAAAGGUUCUUACAUAUUACGAACUUGAUCUUGGUCUAAAUCAUGUCGUUAAACGGUGGUCGAAAGUCGUUGAUCGUUCUGCCUAUAAGCUUAUACGCGUCCCCGGCGGAAAUGAUGGACCUUCAGGCGUUAUUGUUAUCUCUACAGGCUGGAUAUCUUAUAGACACUUGCAGAGACAAUCUCAUUUUGUUCCCAUUCCUACUCGGGAGACUAAAGCCACAACGAACACAGCUUUGCCCAUAAUAGUUUCGGCUGUGAUGCACAAAAUGCGUGACUCAUUCUUUUAUCUAUUACAAAAUAGCGACGGCGACUUAUUGAAGUUGACCAUGGAAUUGGACGACCAUUCCCAAGUUAAAGAACUUCGCAUAAAGUAUUUCGAUACCAUUCCGUUCGCUGCAAUUCUUAACAUUUUAAAAUCGGGUCUUUUGUUCGCCGGAUGCGAAGGGGGAAACCAUCAUCUUUAUCAAUUCGAAAGUCUGGCUAUUGAUGAUGAUGAGCCAGAGUUUUCAUCUGCUAAUUUUUCUGAAGAGCAAUCGAAACAUUCGCCAAAAAAACUUACCUAUAAGCUACACCCUUUGCAAAACAUUUCGUUACUGGAUGAGAUUCCUAGUCUCUUUCCGUUAACAGAUGCGAUAGUAACACGAACAUCCACAGAUGCUAAUUCUCAACUGUACACACUUUGUGGAAGACAUAAGGAGGCAUCUUUACGGUUACUUAAAAGAGGAGUAAGUGCAACCGAAGUCGUUCUUUCUGAGCUUCCUGGUGCCCCGAUAGCAAUCUGGACAGUGAAGCAAAAGUUAAAUGACCCAUAUGAUAAAUACAUGGUACUGUCAUUUACCAACGGCACAUUAGUUCUGUCUAUUGGUGAGACGGUUGAAGAAGUUCUGGACAGCGGAUUAUUGUCCUCCGUUUCAACACUGAAUGUUCGCCAACUUGGACGGAGUUCCGUGGUUCAAAUUCAUUCAAAGGGAAUUCGCUGUAUCAGCGCCAAUAAAGAGGUUACGGAAUGGAAGACGCCUGCGGAUACUGUCAUCACCAAUUCAGCAAUUAAUGAGCAACAGAUCGUCGUCUCACUAAGUAAUGACGAACUAGCAUAUUUUGAAAUGGAUGAUGAAUAUGGUCAAUUGAACGAAUACCAAGAACGGAAAUUACUCACAUCGCCAGUCACAGCUCUCGCUCUUGGGCCGGUCCCUCAAGGUUCAAAGCGAAGCAAUUUUCUAUGUUUGGCGAGUGAAGAUAGCACUGUACGUAUAGUAUCUCUCGAUCCGUACACUACUUUGGAGAACCUCAGCGUCCAAGCCCUCAGUGCCCCAGCGUCUUCUUUGUGUAUGGUGAACAUGGAAGUCACGGGUUACGAAACGCUUUAUUUACACAUCGGUUUGUCCAAUGGUGUAUAUUUGCGCACAGUAGUAGACGUUACUUCCGGUCAACUCAUUGAUACACGCACACGGUUCUUAGGGCCGCGGCCAAUUCGUCUGAGUCCCAUAAUUGUUCGUGGAAAACAAUCUGUUCUCGCCAUCGCCAAUCGCAGCUACCUGUCCUAUUCCAAUGAACAGACGCUUCAAGUCUCUCCUCUUUUAUACUCUCCGUUGGAAUACGCCGAUAGCUUUGCUAGUCAUCAAUGUCCCGAAGGCAUUGUUGGUAUCCAUCAAAACAUCUUAAAAAUUUUUACCGUAGAGGCGACGCAUGAUGAUCUAAAGCAGGAUGUCUUUCCUUUGUCAUGCACGCCAAAACGUGUCAUCAAGCAUCCAGAGCUCGAUAUUCUUUAUAUCCUGCAAAGCGAACGUCAUUGUCCAAACAGUACCAAUGAAUGGAUUACAGUCCUUUCUAUCUUUGACAUGAACGAGAAAAAAAUGAUCGAAGGUCUUACCUUCAAUGAAGCUUCAUUUGACCUAUGCUACGCUUUUUUUCGUUCUCGCAAUGAAGGUUUUUUGGUCUGCAGCUCCGCAAUAAAUUAUGAUAUAAGUAAACAAUCAUGCUCAAACGGAGUUCUGCGAGUAUACAGUCUUAAUGACGGUGGCCUAUCUUUGAAAUGCAUCAGUGAAACGGAAACUGAUUCUUUUGCGCGUGUCCUCAAACCUUUUCAUGGUCGUUUAAUAGCUGGAGUUGGGCCAUUUCUGCGUGUAUACGAUUUGGGUAACAAAAAGCUUCUCCGGAAAAGUGAAGUACGGGCUGUUCCCAAUUUUAUCACUACAAUUCAAACGCAAGGCUAUCGUAUUAUUGUUACUGAUGCUCAGCAUUCAGCAUUCUUUGUUGUUUUUAAACCCGAAGACAAUAGAUACAUUGUGUUUGCCGACGAUUGUGUCGCACGUUGGGCGACUGCUACUGCAAUGGUAGAUUACGAUACCGUUGUGGGUGGAGACAAAUUCUCUAAUUUAUGGUUACUUCGCUGCCCCGAGUCCGUGUCACAAUUGGCUGAUGAGGAGAACUCAGGCUCCAAACUGUUACAUGAAAAGCCUUUCCUUCACUCCUCACCGCAUAAACUUGACUUGAUGGCUCACACUUUUGUUAACGAUAUCCCUACCUCUAUUCAAAAAGUCCAAUUAGUCGAGGGAGCACGGGACGUUAUUAUGUGGACGGGUCUUUUGGGAACCAUUGGUGUGCUUUCUCCAUUCGUUAAUCGCGAAGAUGUUCGCUUUUUCCAGCAAUUAGAAUCACUGCUACGUGCCGAAGACUUAUCAAUUGUGGGUCGUGACCAUCUUGCUUAUCGAAGCUACUACGUUCCCGUAAAAUGCGUUGUUGACGGCGACCUUUGUGAGCAAUACUAUAAUCUUCCACGGGACAAGCAGGAGUCUAUUGCUAACGAACUUGAUCGCACAGUGAUUGAAGUUUGUAAGAAAAUUGAGGACUUACGAGUCCGCAGCUUCUGAGUGAAUCGUUAAAGCCCUAGCGCAAAACAAAAAUGGCUACUAUUUCGCGGUUAUGUGGUCUACUUCUACUUUUCCAUUAGACAAGCCUACCUUUCUUGAAUUCCCUAUAUCAUAUCUAUCACCACCAUUUUUUGAUGAUCUCGUUCUCUAUUGUGACAGACACAUUUACGAAUUCUUCUCCACGCUACCGCUCUUUCCUUCCCUACAGCCCUACCUGUAUUUCUUGUCGACUUCAUUGUUUACGACGCGACACGUUUUUCAUUAAGCACGACAACCUUAUUUUAAUCUAUGACAUCACUUGUUUCCUCCACCACAACAAAGCUGCACAAAAGCAGUCACAGGUUUUGUAACAUCAACAACACUACAUUUCUACUGACUUCACCAAA
This is a messenger RNA of Schizosaccharomyces japonicus yFS275, 4060 nucleotides long. Its product is annotated as U2 snRNP-associated protein Sap130. The coding region runs from base 174 to 3674 and encodes 1166 amino acids. NCBI's taxonomy places the organism in Eukaryota, Fungi, Ascomycota, Schizosaccharomycetes, Schizosaccharomycetales, Schizosaccharomycetaceae. The transcript has a single exon. The record is from RefSeq and is a predicted model, not a curated record. Gene Ontology annotation, molecular function: nucleic acid binding. Gene Ontology annotation, biological process: mRNA cis splicing, via spliceosome. Gene Ontology annotation, cellular component: U2 snRNP; nucleus.